AUGACGACCGACGACGACGCUCGCGUGGGCCUCCGCGUUCAGGUCGGCGCAGACAAGGCCACCGUUCGAUACCUGGGGCCCGUGGAGGGCCAGGAGGGUGAGUGGGCCGGGGUGGAGUGGGACGACGCCUCCCGCGGCAAGCAUGACGGAUGCGCCGGCGGCCGGCGGUACUUCCAGACGGCGCGGGGCGCCAAUUCUGGAUCCUUCGUGAGGCUGGGGAAGGUGGAUUGGGGCGUCGCCGCCCCUGAGGCGCUGGUGCGCCGGUACCAGGGGCUGUACGGCCCGCCGGAGGACGGGGACGACGAGAACUGGGAGGAGAUGUACGUGCAGACGGCGGGCAACAGGAGGAGGGGCGUGGAGCUGGUUGGGAUGGAGAAGGUUCACAGGCGGCAGAGCGACAUGCUGCGGCUGAGGGCUGCAGUUUUGAGGGGAUGUCGCGUCGCCAGCGGGGGUCCCGCCGGGGAGGUGGCUCGUCUCGUGCCGAACGUGGAGGAGCUGGACUUGUCGGACAACCUCAUUACAAGCUGGGAUGUGGUGGUGCAAAUUGCUCGACAGCUGAGCCGUCUGGAAGUCCUCAACCUGUCGAAGAACCGGCUAUCAUUUCCAGAGUCACAGGAACCUUCACAUGGGUCGCUCCUGGAAUGCCUCAAGACGUUGAUCCUGAAAGAGUGCGACAAUUCCUGGGGUCAGGUACUGGACCUGCUACCACAUGUCCCUUCCCUGACAUCCCUGCACAUCUGCUACAACAGCCUGUCCUCCUUGUCAAGCACAACUGCAGGUUACGAUGCUCUUCGCAAGCUGGAGCUUCUUGAUCUGGAGUGCAACAACAUAUGCAGCUGGGAGGAAGUUUGGCCGCUUAACACCCUCCCGGCAUUGAAGCGGCUACAUCUGGGCAGCAAUCCAAUUUCUAACAUCACCUACCCCAAGAGCCAUUCCUUGGAUGUGCCGCCAUUCCCUGCACUGCAGUGCCUGCUGCUGGGGGAUUGCCUAGUUGGUGAUUGGGCCUCUGUGGACAGCCUCAACAGGUUUCCAAGCCUUGUGGAAACAAGGCUCACUGGCAACCCCCUCAUCAAGAGCACACAUGGAGGUGGUAGAUUUGAGGUGCGAUUGGCAAGAUUAAUUGAGUGA
Ostreobium quekettii is the source of this 1128-nucleotide messenger RNA. Lineage: Eukaryota; Viridiplantae; Chlorophyta; Ulvophyceae; Bryopsidales; Ostreobiaceae. The record is from the annotation of a GenBank genome assembly.